Messenger RNA from Neurospora tetraspora, 921 nucleotides. RefSeq lists its product as uncharacterized. The coding region runs from base 272 to 820 and encodes 182 amino acids. The transcript has 3 exons. The record is from RefSeq and is a predicted model, not a curated record. Lineage: Eukaryota; Fungi; Ascomycota; Sordariomycetes; Sordariales; Sordariaceae.
CGGCUGCUUCCUCUUCGUCUCCUUCCUGGAUUUCCCGAUCUUCUGCCGCCUUUACCUGCAACAAAAGAAAGACACCUGCACACCCGACAACUUGUCCAGAUUCAUACAUACAUUCCUGACCCUACGUGAUCCAUUCGUCCCGAAAGCGACCAAAACUCCCAGGUGUCGAUAUCUCGGAGGCAAACCCUCUUCUACGACCCAUAACACAUCCAUUAUAUGAUCGCGAAACGACGGCAUCUGUUAAACAAAUUCAAGGACUGCAGACGAGACAAUGGAGAGUAUUCAACUUGCCCAGAUGCUGGCCGAUCUUAGCGAUCUAAAUGCGGCUCAAGAAUCACAGGCCGCACUCGCGGUCGUCAACGCAAACAAGAGCGCCAGCCAGCCCGCUGCGGAACCGUCCCAUCAGUCUCUGAAGCCAUCAACCGAACAACCUCCCAUCCGCCCUAAUCAACUCCACCAUCAACGUGUCGCUUCCGCAACCUCCCUACUCUCUAGGGCGGCCUCACCCGCCAGAUAUGACAAAUACGGCCGUCCCCUUGCGACGCCCCCCAUGACCCGUACGAACUCGAACCAUGGGUCCAUUCCCGGCACUCCACGAAGAGACUCUGAGCCCGAAGACGACAUUGACCGAGCGCAUUCCCUGAUGGCAUUAUACGAGAUUCGUACGAAGCUGAAGCAGCAAGACACCACAAGCAUUGACAAGCUCAGAGACAAGAUAGCCGCAUUGCAAUCCCGCUACCAAACGGAGAAGAAGGAUGGCGCAGAUGCCAAAAUAAGUCGUUUCAUCUAUCCCAAGACCCAAUCACCGGCAUCUUCGUGAACCUACAUCAUGCAGCAAAGUUUCUUUCCACGUAUUUGGUCGAGUUCAAGAUCGUUGCAUUCCUCAUUACCCAUAUACAGUCACGAUGGCAAUCCAGGAGU